AGAUGAUCUGAAACUAAUGGAGGAGCUGGCUCAGAAAGCAUCUUUUAUAACAAGAGACUUGUCAUCCAGGGUACAACCCACCAUCCCUGGAUGAGGGAUCCACUCCUGCUGGUAGCUGCUUCUCUGCUUCACAGCUCCUGGGAGAAGAACAUUUCUCAUGGUCCAGCCUCCUUGGUUCCAGUUGGCCUCCUGUUUCCCUCCCUUUUUGCUUAGUUCAAUCUUAAACGUGGGGAUGGAUCUUGGGAAAUGUAGGCCUGCAGGGGAAUUGACAGUAAGGGCUAUUGGAAAUUUACUCCAGCCUCAGGCUUCCUUGAGGCCUACAGGCCCAAGAUAAUGACACUGGUACAUUCACAGCGGCUGGGGGAAAGCUUUCAGUGGUAACUUGGGCUGACAGUAAUUGUAAUGGCAAUUCUUUAUUAGAAAGCAUCAUCUGGAUAGUUUUAAUGACGGCAAACCACAGCAUCCGGAAAGGUUUUCAGUGACUGGUGACUCACCAAUUUUUAUUUUUUGAAAGUUCAAUAGAGGCAUUCUAAAGCAAUGACAAAUUGGUGAGUAGGGAUCCCAUUCCCCCGGUGGGGGCGGAGGAUUCCCCGCUCCCACCUUUCACCCCCUGCCAUUGCUUACCUGGCUGGGGAGAAAGGCAGGGAACGGGCCUCCAGGGUGCACUCCCAGGGCUGGUGCAACGAUGUUGCUGACAUCAUUGCGCUGCCCUGAGAGUGCGCACAUGCUUCAUUGUGGCCUGAUUUGGGCCCCAAAUGGCCGAAUUGGGCCUGUUUGGGACCCAAAUCAGCCCACUCUGAAGCACGCACUCCUCAUCCUUGCACGGUGAUGUCACUUCCUGGAUGAUCCCAGGAGCACUAGGAAGGUAAGUAAUGGGUUCCCACCCUCCCUCUGGGAGGGGAAGGGGAUCUGACAACCCUAUUGGGGAUGGGGGGGAUGUUUUCCAUAUAAAUGUGUCUGCAUAGACUGAUCAGGGAAUUGUUUGUGCAUUUGUUAGUGUAAUAAAUUCUGAUAAAUUCAUGAGUCUUUACCCAUUUAGUGAACCUGUUCAUGCUAAGAAACGGAAGAACGAGAGUGUGAUUGAGAAAUAUGAGAAGAUGCCUAGGCGCAUGCAGACUGAGCCUGAAAAGGAACUUAUUCAUCUACUUCCUAUCAAAGACAAACAUGGACUUAUUCCCCAGACCAUGGAAAAGCAAGUUGAAGAGGAGGAGGAAGAAGAAGAGAGUGAAGUAGAAGAAGCAGCAGUAGUGGCACAAGCUAUUGAAGAACCCUCACCCAUGCUCACUGCUGAAGAGCUCUUAGUUCAUAGGAGACAGACGCUGCAGGAGAAGAAGUUGCACAUAGCUGCUUUGUCCUCUGCUGUCCUGGCUGAUCCAGAAAAUCACAUAAAGAAGCUGAAGGAGCUACGUUCAAUGUUGAUGGAACAGGAUCCCAAUGUGGCUGUGAUUGUGCGGAAACUGGUGAUGAUUUCGCUGAUGGAGAUAUUCAAAGAUAUUGUGCCAUCUUACAAAAUCAGACCUUUAACUGAGACUGAAAAAAACACAAAGGUUAAAAAAGAAACACAAAAGUUAAGAGAAUUCGAGGAAGGCCUUGUGAGCCAGUACAAGUUUUACUUAGAAAAUCUGGAGCAAUCUGUGAAAGACUGGAAACAAAGGAAGCUGAAGAAAAGCAAUGUGAUUUCCUUGAAGGCGUACAAAGGCCUUGCAGAGAUCGCUGUGAAGUGCCUGUGUGAGCUCCUGGUGUCCCUGCCCCACUUCAACUUCCACAAUAACAUCAUCGUACUGAUUGUUCCACUCAUGAAUGAUGCUUCAAAACAGAUUUCUGAAAUGUGUUGUGAUGCAAUCAAGAACCUCUUCAAGCAAGAUAAGCUCGGUUUAGCCUCAAUUGGAGUUGUGAAAGUAAUUUCUGGACUUGUGAAAAGUCAGAAUUAUGAUGUUAGACCUGAGGUAUUAAUGACGCUUCUUCAUCUGAGAAUUAAGGAAGUAGAAGUUAAAAAAGAUGCAGAAGACAUUGCACCGAAAAAGAGAUUCAUGUCCUAUAAAGAAAAAAGGAGAAACUUGUCAAGGAUGCAAAGAAAGUGGAAGAAAGCAGAAGAGAAACUGGAACGAGAACUCUUAGAAGUAGAAGCCUCCGAAAGUACAGAGAAAAAACUGAAACUGCACACAGAAAUCUUGAAUAUUGUAUUUUUAACGUACUUCCGAAUACUAAAAAAAGCACAGAAGUCUCCGCUCUUGCCUGCUGUGCUGGAAGGUCUUGCAAAGUUUGCUCACUUAAUAAACUUGGAAUUUUUUGAUGACCUUUUGCUUGUUUUGAACUCUCUUAUCAUGUCUGAGGUGCUCAGCCACAGAGAGAGCCUGCACUGUGUUCUUUCUACUUUUCACAUUUUGUCUGGUCAAGGUGAUGUUCUUAAUAUCGACCCUUUGAAAUUCUACACGCACCUGUACAAGAUACUGUUUAAGCUGCAUGCAGGAACAACCAAUGAAGAUGUUGCAAUAGUACUACAGUGUUUGGAUAUGAUGCUUACCAAGCGCAGGAAGCAGGUGUCCCAGCAGAGGGCGCUUGCUUUCAUAAAGCGCCUCUCCACACUAGCGCUCCAUGUCCUUCCAAACUCCAGCAUCAGUCUCUUGGCAACCAAUAGAACAUUAAUGCAUACUUUUCCAAAGGCAGACCUUCUACUAGACAAUGAGUCUCAAGGGAGUGGACUUUAUCUGCCUGAGCUGGAAGAGCCAGAAUAUUGCAAUGCGCAAAACACAGCUCUGUGGGAAUUGCAUAUUCUGCUGAGACACUAUCAUCCAGUUGUACAGAAAUUUGCAGCCCAUCUUGUUGCAGGUGCCCCGUCCGAAGGAUCAGGAGCUCUUGGGCCUGAAUUGAGCCGGAGGUUGCCUACAGAACUUUUUGAGGCUUACAGUAUGAAAGGAAUGACUUUCAACCCUCAGAUUGCAUCAGUUUCACCACGGAAAAAGGGUGACAUUUUACAAGGAGACUGCUUUCUGAAUGAAGACUUGAAAGAAGCGUUUCAGGCUGAUCUUGAAAAGGUUGCUGUCCAAGGAACCCUGGAUUUUGCUAAACACUUAAAGGCAUCUGUUUCAUAAGCCUGUUACAAGCCUAUGCUGCCUAUUUAAAAAGAACAGAAUAUAUGAAAGAUAAAGUGUUCUGCUGCAUAAAAGACUCAGUUUUUUCGCUCAGUUUUUUUUUUUUACUAUGGAUGCCAGGACUUUGGGCAAUGAAGACACGUGGAGAUGUGGCAUUGGCUUGUGCUAUUCCCAGAACACACGAAAUGAAUAAAUUGACUGUUUCUUGGGGGUUUAGAAACCAUGAAUUGCUGAUUCCAGAUUAUUUAGGGACGUUAUAAAAAUUUUUAAAAACCUUCCAGCUGAGCUUAUGUAUAAUAUUGUACAGUAUCAUCUAAUUUUAACCGGAAUUGGUUACCCGAAAAUUGUUUUACUUGUAAAAUAUAUAGCUUCUUUUAAAGAGUCUGGAAUAAUAUUUUUGUAUCUUAUUUGUAUCCUGAGAAUGUCUAGUGCAAGUUUUAAUCAGUUGAUUAAAAAUAGGACAAGGAUGCACA
Eublepharis macularius is the source of this 3565-nucleotide messenger RNA. RefSeq names its product NOC3 like DNA replication regulator (gene NOC3L). The transcript has 19 exons. The record is from RefSeq and is a predicted model, not a curated record. Gene Ontology annotation, molecular function: chromatin binding. Gene Ontology annotation, biological process: DNA replication initiation. Gene Ontology annotation, cellular component: nucleolus. The coding region runs from base 1020 to 3092 and encodes 690 amino acids. Lineage: Eukaryota; Metazoa; Chordata; Lepidosauria; Squamata; Eublepharidae.